Molecule: messenger RNA, 2051 nt
Organism: Nelumbo nucifera (sacred lotus)
Lineage: Eukaryota; Viridiplantae; Streptophyta; Magnoliopsida; Proteales; Nelumbonaceae
Source: RefSeq, a predicted model, not a curated record
AAUUCAGAUCUCUGAAUUUCAGUAGCCUCCUUUGUAUCUCUGUCAUUCUCAUAGCAGAGAACAAAGGAAAAGCAAAGAAGAAAAAGCAACCAGGACGCUUCCUGAUUUCCUCCUUUUUCGGGUAUCACUUCGUUUUUUCGGUAAACCCAGUUCAACUAAGUCCAGCUUGUUCUUGGGUCUUGUUCAAACAAGUUUGUAUUCGUAGCAGACAAAGACCCAUAAAUCAAGGAGACCCACAUCACCAUCCAAAAUCAGGAGCAAGACAAAGCACGCGAGAAAGAAAAGAUGUAUGUGGAGACUCAGUACUUUGAUCCUCAUGAUCCUCAUCAGAUACCAGCAGCAGUAUCAGUUGAUAAUCCUUCUCAAACAGUUACAGACUGCUCAGGUCUAUCACCACUCAUGAACAGCUUCCAAGAUAACCUCAGGUUCUCCAGUUCCUCCUCCCCAGAGGACAUCCCAGACCAUCCCAAUCCCUCCGGCGAUACCAGCGCCUCUGCAAUCGCCGCCUCUAUGGGAAUUGAUCUCCAACAGCAGCUCGGCUUCGAGAUGGAACACGAACUUAACAACCAUUUGAUGCAAGACGUACUCCAUGAUCCCGCCCAAACCCAGUUCGAGCAGCACAACUGGAAUGUCGGGGAGCAAGAUAUGAGUUACCGGCAUGAACAACCACUGCCACAACAAUAUCAACAAUACCAUGACCAAGACCAGCAUGUGGGUCUACAACAUAAUCUCCACUGCUUGAAUUCUACUCCUUUUCAGAAUCCUCCGUAUGUGGCGACACCCGACCUUCUCAACCUCUUACAGUUACCACGUUGCACGGUAUCCUCGAUGCUUCCCGCUUCAUCCAUUUCCUUCACAAACACCAGCAAAAAGCGUCCCAAUUACCAAACUUCAUUAGACAUUUUUGGGGAGCUCCCCACCACCGACGGCACGGUGGCAGCGACGAGCUUGUAUGACCACCCACCACUCCAUCUGAACCUACCUCCACAGCCUCCGUUGUUUAGAGAGUUGUUUCACUUGCCCCAAAACUAUAAUUUGCCUGGCUCAAGGGGUGGUUCUUUCUUUGGUGGGUUGGACGAGAGAGAGGUUAGUUGUGGUGUUUAUCAAGACGGGGAUGACAGGCAGUUUGAGAAUUCGGUGUUGGACUUCAGGAGGGAGAUGAAUGGCUUGGGUAAAGGAGGAGAAGCGAGGGGAGCCCACCACUUCGCCACUGAGAGACAAAGGAGAGAACAAUUGAAUGAGAAAUUUAAGGCUUUGAGGCUUCUAGUUCCGAAUCCUACAAAGGCUGAUAGGGCCUCCAUAGUGGGAGAUGCAAUUGACUACAUCAAGGAACUGCUGAGAACAGUCGAUGAACUGAAGAUAUUAGUGGAAAAGAAGAGAUGUGGGAGAGGAGGGAGCAAGAAGCUCAAGACUGAUGAUGAAGCAGCAGGAGAUAUGGAGGGCUCAUCGAUGAAGAAACAUGGUACACUCACUGAUAGGGAGCAGUCCUUCAAUGGGUCACUGAGGAGUUCAUGGCUCCAGAGGAAAUCCAAAGAUACUGAAGUUGAUGUUCGCAUCAUUGACGACGAGGUGACCAUCAAACUCAUACAGAGAAAGAAAGUAAAUUGUUUGCUUGUUGUAUCAAAGAUCCUAGACGAGCUUCAGUUGGACCUCCUCCACGUUGCUGGUGGGAAUAUUGGAGAUUACUACAGCUUCUUGUUCAAUACGAAGAUAUAUGAAGGUUCAUCCGUGUAUGCCAGUGCAAUAGCCAAGAAGCUCAUUGAGGUGGUGGAUAGACAACAUGCAGCUUUUCCUCCUAGCAACUUCUAGUUCAGAGAGUAGAAUUGAUGAAUGGAUUUAGUUCUUUCCUUUGUUGAAUGAUUGCAAGAGGUGAGAAUUGGGGUAGGAGUGAAAGGGGAGAAAAAAGGUGAAAUAAUCUGGUAGUCAAAAAGCGGUGUUUUCUUUCUGCUUUCCCCCUUUUCUUGGUAUGCUUUUUCUAAUUUUAAUGCAAGAAACUUGAUCAUCUGAGACUCUGAGUUGCCCAAUGAAAGUAGUUCAUUUUCAAUUCUUCA